GAGAUCAGCUGUGAUUAUCUGGCAGCAGCACUGAAGUCCAACCCCUCCCAUCUGAGAGAGCUGGACCUGAGCUACAACAACAAGCUGCAGGAUUCAGGAGUGAAGCAUCUGUGUGGUUUCCUGGAGAGUCCAGGAUGUGGACUUGAAACUCUGAGAUUGAGGAGCUGUGGUUUGUCAGAGAUCAGCUGUGAUUAUCUGGCAGCAGCACUGAAGUCCAACCCCUCCCAUCUGAGAGAGCUGGACCUGAGCUGGAACAACAACCUGCAGGAUUCAGGAGUGAAGCAUCUGUGUGGUUUCCUGGAGAGUCCAGGAUGUGGACUUGAAGCUCUGGGAUUGUGGGACUGUGGUUUGUCAGCGAUCAGCUGUGAUUAUCUGGCAGCAGCACUGAAGUCCAACCCCUCCCAUCUGAGACAACUGGAGCUGAGCUACAACAACCUGCAGGAUUCAGGAGUGAAGCAUCUGUGUGGUUUCCUGGAGAGUCCAGGAUGUGGACUUGAAGCUCUGGGAUUGUGGGACUGUGGUUUGUCAGAGAUCAGCUGUGAUUAUCUGGCAGCAGCACUGAAGUCCAACCCCUCCCAUCUGAGACAGCUGGAGCUGAGCUACAACAAGCUGCAGGAUUCAGGAGUGAAGCAUCUGUGUGGUUUCCUGGAGAGUCCAGGAUGUGGACUUGAAGCUCUGAGAUUGAGGAGCUGUGGUUUGUCAGAGAUCAGCUGUGAUUAUCUGGCAGCAGCACUGAAGUCCAACCCCUCCCAUCUGAGAGAGCUGGACCUGAGAGGAAACAACCUGAAGGAUCCAGAUGUGAAGCAGCUGUAUGAUCUUCAGCAGAGUCCAGACUACAGACUGGAGACUCUGGUGUGGAGGUGAUGAUGGUAAA
Molecule: messenger RNA, 874 nt
Organism: Oreochromis niloticus (Nile tilapia)
Lineage: Eukaryota; Metazoa; Chordata; Actinopteri; Cichliformes; Cichlidae
Product: ribonuclease inhibitor-like
Exons: 6
Molecular function (GO): protein binding
Source: RefSeq, a predicted model, not a curated record